Messenger RNA from Glycine soja, 1357 nucleotides. Its product is annotated as cyclin-dependent kinase B2-2-like. The record is from RefSeq and is a predicted model, not a curated record. Gene Ontology annotation, cellular component: nucleus; cyclin-dependent protein kinase holoenzyme complex; cytoplasm. Lineage: Eukaryota; Viridiplantae; Streptophyta; Magnoliopsida; Fabales; Fabaceae. Gene Ontology annotation, biological process: G1/S transition of mitotic cell cycle; regulation of G2/M transition of mitotic cell cycle; protein phosphorylation. The transcript is spliced from 7 exons. Gene Ontology annotation, molecular function: ATP binding; cyclin-dependent protein serine/threonine kinase activity; cyclin binding. The coding region runs from base 36 to 971 and encodes 311 amino acids.
GAAGAGCGAAGGAUGCAAUUGAGAGAGAGAGAGAAAUGGAGAAGACAGGAGUGUUAUCGGCGAAGGAGGCAUUCGAGAAGCUUGAAAAGGUGGGAGAAGGGACAUAUGGGAAGGUGUACAGAGCAAGAGAGAAGGCAACUGGGAAGAUCGUGGCUCUGAAGAAGACUCGUCUCCACGAGGACGAAGAAGGUGUCCCUCCCACCACUCUCCGUGAGGUUUCCAUUCUGCGAAUGCUCUCUCGCGAUCCCCAUGUCGUUAGGUUAAUGGAUGUCAAACAAGGUCAGAACAAGGAAGGGAAGACAGUGCUCUACUUGGUAUUUGAGUACAUGGACACCGAUCUCAAGAAAUUCAUACGCUCUUUCCGUCAAUCUGGGGAAACCAUUCCUCCCCAUAUCAUCAAAAGCUUGAUGUACCAGCUUUGCAAGGGCGUUGCUUUCUGCCACGGUCAUGGGAUCUUGCACAGGGACUUGAAGCCUCACAAUCUCUUGAUGGACCGAAAAACCAUGAUGCUUAAAAUUGCUGAUCUUGGACUCGCUCGAGCAUUUACCGUGCCAAUUAAGAAAUAUACACAUGAGAUACUAACCCUGUGGUAUAGAGCUCCUGAAGUCCUCUUGGGUGCUACCCAUUACUCAAUGGCGGUGGACAUGUGGUCCGUUGGCUGCAUAUUUGCCGAACUUGUAACCAAACAAGCACUCUUUCCUGGUGAUUCCGAGCUGCAACAACUCCUGCAUAUAUUCAGGCUAUUGGGUACUCCCAAUGAAGAUGUGUGGCCAGGCGUGAGUAAACUAAUGAACUGGCACGAAUAUCCUCAAUGGAACCCUCAAAGUCUAUCAACGGCUGUUCCAAGUUUAGAUGAGCUUGGACUGGAUUUGCUAUCUCAAAUGUUGAAAUAUGAACCUUCCAAGAGGAUUUCUGCCAAGAAAGCAAUGGAACAUGUAUACUUUGAUGACCUGGACAAGAGGCACCUUUAGAAAGAACAAAUUGAUCCAAUAUUUGGACGUAGAAUUUUAUGACUACCAAUUUACUCUAUGCUUCUCUCGAGCGUGUAUUCUAAUCCGUUUUAGGACGAUUAUGGAGUGAUUGCCCUUGGGAUUUAUUUCAUAGUUACUUCUAUGUUCUUUAAUCAUUCUAAUGAAAAAUAUCAAGGUGUUUUCGUGUCAUUACCUUUAAAAGAAAGAACAAAUUGAUCCAAGAUUGGACGUAGAAUUUUAUGACUACCAAUUUACUCUAUGCUUCUCUCGAGCGUGUAUCCUGAUCCGUUUUAGGACGAUUAUGGAUAGCCCUUGGGAUUUAUUUCAUUAUUACUUCUAUGUUUUUUAAUCAUUCUAAUGAAAAAUAUCAAGGUGCUUUCGUGUCA